Molecule: messenger RNA, 636 nt
Organism: Drosophila biarmipes
Lineage: Eukaryota; Metazoa; Arthropoda; Insecta; Diptera; Drosophilidae
Gene: DJ-1alpha
Product: protein DJ-1alpha
Biological process (GO): guanine deglycation, glyoxal removal; protein deglycation, glyoxal removal
Cellular component (GO): nucleus; cytosol
Molecular function (GO): protein deglycase activity
Source: RefSeq, a predicted model, not a curated record
AUGCUGUCAGUUCUAAGAUCAUUGGGGAAGGUGCGACUUUAUCUUCACGCCAAUAUCGUGGCCAGGUACAAAGCCACUCAGAAGGUCAAGACGGCACUGAUCAUCCUGGCGCCUGGUGCCGAGCAAAUAGAGUUUACGAUAUCCGCAGAUGUAAGUUUUAUUAAUGUCACUGUAGCGGGUUUGACCUGUGAGCCGGUCAAGUGCUCCCGGUCUGUAGUAAUUGUGACGGACACUUCACUGGAACAGGUCGUGUCCCAUGGAAACUAUGAUGUCGUCGUCCUGCCUGGCGGAUUAGCUGGUAACAAGGCAUUAAUGAACUCGACGGCCGUCGGUGACCUACUGCGUUCUCAGGACUCCAGAGGCGGAUUGAUUGCUGCCAUUUGUGCGGCUCCCACCGCGCUGGCCAAGCACGACAUGGGAAAGGGAAAAUCUAUUACGCACCCAGAUAUGAAGCCCCAGCUGGAAAAACAUUACUGCUAUAAAGACGACGUGGCGGUGGUUCAGGACAAAAAUAUUAUCACAAGUCGCGGUCCUGGCACUUCGUUCGACUUCGCCUUAAAGAUUACCAAGGAGCUGGCUGGAGUUGAAGUGGCCAAAGAGGUGGCGAAGGCAAUGCUUUGGACAUACACAUUUUAA